Serendipita indica DSM 11827 is the source of this 2019-nucleotide messenger RNA. NCBI's taxonomy places the organism in Eukaryota, Fungi, Basidiomycota, Agaricomycetes, Sebacinales, Serendipitaceae. The record is from the annotation of a GenBank genome assembly.
AUGGAACUCCUCAAAGGCGUCUUCAACACGGGUCUAGGAAUGGGCACCGGCGCUGUGUCCGACACAGUUAAACUAGUAGUCAUAGGUGGAACAGUGGAAACCGCACGACGCGUCGCACGCUCGAGCUGGAACUCGUUCCUCGACUCAUUCUUCUUGACCGCCCAUUUUACACAGAAUGACACCCCGUAUGAAUGGAUAAUGCAUUGGCUGAGCAAACAACCCGCAUGGGGUCGCUCUCGCGAAUUUGAUAUUACAACCCGGACUGUCCGCAAGGGAGCAGGCUCAGCUGGUGACUUUGAAGACGAGGACGAAGAAGCAACUAUUGUCAAGGGAAAUACCCGUAGUAUGAUUGCAUUUAUGCCUGCCCAGGACACGACACACACAAUCUACUACCGUGGUCAUUGGCUCCGAAUCACGCGCUCGAAACGCGCUUCGGAGUAUGGCAACGUCCGGGAAAUCAAGAUUAGCGUCGUAGCGCGCAACAAUACUGUCAUCAAGCAGCUCGUACUCGAGGCAAAGAAGAUGUACGAAAAGGACGCAGAGCACCGCAUCCACGUUUACAUUCCCGAGACGUGGGGUGGCUGGCGCUGGAAUGGCAGCCGUCAGAAGAGGCCUCUGGACUCGGUCGUCCUCGAGUCCAGCGUCAAGGACAUGCUCGUUUCAGACUGCAAGGACUUUAUGAAUAGCGAGGAUUGGUAUGCCGAGCGCGGAAUUCCGUAUCGUCGAGGGUAUCUUCUUUAUGGAGUCCCAGGAAGUGGCAAGUCAUCUCUGGUCGCUGCUCUCGCCGGCGAGCUCGAUUUGAACAUUUAUGCACUCAGCCUCAGCGCCAAAGGAAUGAGCGACAAUACGCUGAUGCAACUAAUGGGUCGUAUUCCAACGCGCUGCAUUGUCCUUUUGGAGGAUCUGGAUGCAUCUUUCACGCACUCGACCACCCGUGACAAGAAGUCUACUGGUGCACCGACUGUUUCAGAGAAAGCUACAGAGCCGGACGGCAAUACACUCACUCUGAGCGGACUUCUCAACGCUAUUGACGGCGUGACGGCUCCAGAGGGUCGCAUCCUUAUCGCUACAACGAAUCAUAUCGACCGACUGGACGAAGCGCUCCGUCGUCCAGGACGCAUGGACGUCUGGAUUAACUUUAAGCAUGCGACAAAGUGGCAAGCCGAAGGUAUCUUCAAGCGCUUCUUCCCUAUCAAGCCCAAGGUCUCGAGCGGGCUGGAGACCCCUGUCUCUCCUUCUUCCUCGCCCACUUCUCCUGCGCACCAGCUCCCUGCCCUUCGCACAGCACUUGCAGACGACAAGCUCCAAAAGUCUCGCAAGAUUCCUCUCAACGCUCUUGACGAGGACGAGCUCAACGAACUUGCGCAUCGGUUCGGUCAAUUGAUCCCUGAAGACGAGGUCAGCGUCGCAGCUCUCCAGGGAUAUCUCUUGAAGAACAAGUCUCGCCCACGGGAAUGUGUCGACGAGGUGUCUGCCUGGAUCGUCGAAGAGCGCGAGCGCAAGGAAAAGUUGAAGAAGGAAAAGGAAGAGAAAGAGCGCAAGGAGAAGGAGGAGCAAGAGAAGAAGGAAAAGGAGGAAGAGACCAAAAAGGCUGAAGAAGAGGAGACCAAGAAGGCAGAUGAACUCGCAGCGGCGCGUAAAGCGUAUCGCAAGGCGAAGCGCGCAGCCACGACUGCAAAGACGACGACCGAAUCCACCUCUACGACGACCGAAACUGGUCUCCAGACCCCGCCUGCGGAAGACUCGACUGCCACUAGCAGCACUGCAACAGAAAGCGCUGACGAGUCGAGCAGCGGCGAAGAGUCAUCGUCUGCGGAUGAUGACAAGAAGAAGAAGCGACGCAAGGCCAAGUCGAAGAGUGGAAAGGACAAGUGGGUGGCCGUGUCGAAAGCCACCGCCGCCGAGGAGAGUCCUGCGGAGACCAAGGCCGAGGAGACAAACGACGCAGAAGAGGAUACGUCUGCUGUUGAUGCCCUCGUCGAUGCAGCAACUCAAAUCUCAACGGAGCAGACUGCGUAA